AUGUCACAGUCUUUCGAUUCCGAUGAAUCUGAUGCCCCAGCCCAAAAGAAGGAUGAAGGCAUCGAAACCGAGCUAGAUGAAUGCAUAUUGGUUGAUUGGUCUGAACCUAAAGAGAAAUACAAAUUUCAAUAUUAUUCACCUAGGUCGAACGCGUUUGUAGUCACCAUUAAAUCAACCGACUCGCAUUGCAUACCGGUAAAAUUCACAUUAGAACGUGCUAAAUCUCCUCAAACGUUUAGAUUAUUUGCCUCAAUAACCAAUAACUUCACUAACGACGUUGUUUCUAAAUAUGUUGAUACUGUCCUCAGCGCCGCAGUAUCAAGCGCGACCGUAAAAUUACCAAUUAAGCCUUUUGAUAUCAUCGAAGAUGGCUGGACUAUUGAAGACAAUCUCUGCGUGGUCAUCAAGAUAUUUAGACUUAAGAAAGGAAUUAAAAUUGCGCCCAAAGAGCAGAAAGAACGUAAAAGAAAGUCAAAGCACGAAGAUUCAGAUGGUGAAUUCCAAGUUACUGAGAUAGAAAAAUUUUCUACGAGCUCGAUGGGAAUUACAUCUCGCGCACAGGAUAUAAAAUCCCAAAAGCAAUUCAGAAUGAACAACUUCCUGGAGAGUCAGAUUUUAUUGGGCGAAGACGGCAUUGCAGCGCCAUAUUGUGGCCUUCUUAACCUUGGUGCAACUUGCUACAUGAACAGCUUCUUGCAAGUUUUGUACCAUAUCCCUUAUUUCAGAAAAUUAAUUUAUUCUAUCAACACCACAAACGAAGAUCAUCGAACAUCAAUCGUAUUUAACUUACAAAGACUCUUUGCCCUCAUGGAAAUGAGUCCAUAUGCCGUUUCUACAGAAGAACUGACAGUAUCAUUUGGAUGGAACGAAGCAGAUACGAAUGUCCAACAUGAUAUUGAAGAAUUCAGUCGUGUUCUUAUGGAUGCAAUUAAAUCCAAGCUUGAAGGAACACCAGAAGCAGCUGAAAUUCAGAAAAUGUUUUGCGGAGAACAAAUUCAUCAUAUAGAAUUUCCGAAAGUCAAAAAAUCGCUUUCCAAUACAGAGGCAUUCGAAGAUCUACAGCUUCUUGUCAAAGAAUGUCCAGAUAUUUACAAAUCUUUUCAACAUUACAUCUCACCGCAAAAAAUCGACGAAUACAAGACCGAUGAAUGGGGCAAACAGAAAGCUAUGAUUAGUACUCUAUUCACUCAUCUACCAGACGUCUUAAUUUUACACUUACAAAGGUUCGAAUUUGAUCCGAACUCUCUUUCCAUGACAAAAAUCAACACGAGAUACCAGUUCAUGACCGAGAUCGACAUGAAAGAUUUUAUGGACGAAGCCUCGAACGAAUCCACCGAAUUUACUCUUACCGGCGUAAUUGUCCAUUCCGGAAACCCAAUUGGCGGCCAUUACUACUCCUAUCUUAAGACGAAGAAUGAUUCCCAGUGGUAUCUCUUCAACGAUUCCUCAGUCCGCACUGCCACAGAAGAAAAAGCCGUUUCCACAAAUUACGGCGGCCAAGGUUCGAUUGAUGACGGUCCAUUUUUUGGCAAACCAAAGACAUACAGUGCCUACAUGCUUGUUUACGUCAGAACGACCGAACUUGCCAGAAUUUUUGCACCUAUAACAAGCCAAUGCAUUCCAAGCAACAUUGUCGAUGUUGUCAGGGAAUUCCGACGCAGGGAAGAAGAGAGAAUUGCUCUGGAAACAACAGUUAAGUUCUCUCUCUACACGGAAGAAUGCAUUUCUCGAUCAGUUUGCGAGUAUGUCGAACCACUUUCUUCAUUCACUUUCAGUCCUGUAACUGUUACUUUGAAUACAUCUGAUUUAGUUACAGAUCUAUACAACAAAGUAGCGGAAAUACUGAAAGCUGACGUGAAGAACGUGAUCCUUUGGUAUCUUGCGAAAGAUAUUUUCGUUGGCCAAGUUCCAAACAACGAAACUCCCAUCAAAGCAAUGCCAACAAGUCACAUUUUCGCUCAGAAACUGCAACCAAACUUUCCGAGGUCGAUCCACAUUUUCUUCUUGAUCUAUUACGACAGGAAAUCUCCGAAGAGGCCAUUCAAGUACAUCACGUACAUGAUGCCUUCACAACUAAAGGAGAAACUCGGAGAAGCAUUGCAAAGACAUCUUUCUGCUGUUCAAGUUAACUUCACUUCACCUCCAACAUGUUAUGGCUUCAGAAAUGACAGAAACAUAUUAUCCAAACUGGAUUUGGCUAUGUCAUUUAAGACACUUCAUUUGAAGCAUUGUUCCUACAUAUUCCUUCAGCCAAGUGAUAAAAAAGAAGCGACAUUUCCUGAAGGACUUCCUUUAGUUCCUCAAUUUGAAGACGAGGGUUAUGAGUAUUUCUACGAUGUUUUCCCUGAAGAAAUGCCAUUGACUCCAGAACAAAUGUUCGCUGACAUGUCUCUUGAAUAUAAAUUCCAUUUAGUAUCAAACACAGGUAACAAAGUACUCGGAAAAGGUAUCGUUCCUUCUUCAAUUUCCUUCGACCAAUUAAGACAAUUCCUUUGUCAAAUUUCUGGAAUGAUUUAUGAUGAUCAGACACAGAUUUGUUUCUUGUACAGAGAAAAUGACAUCAAGCCAAUACAAGAAUCAAGAUUAGCCUUAAACAAAUCGUUCAUUUUCAAACCGUCACCGACAGUCAAUAAUGUAAGCGUGUUAAUCGUCGAAAAAAGUGACAACCAGAAAACGGAUAAAUGUUUAAGGUUAAUUACAUAUUUCUCGGAAGAUUCUGUACACGUUGGCGAGCCUGAUGUACAGAUCCAUGACUUCGAUGAAACGAUUUCGGAUCUCAUAGAUUUCAAUAAGAAAAAGAAUGAAGUGGCCGACGAUAGAAAAGUGAGAGCAUGCGGAAUAAAUAAUGGAAAGAUCGGAAAACUUUACAAUCUCAAGGAGAACUUGAGGGAAUUGGAGAACCCUGUAAGGCUAGAGAUCGUUCCUGAAUAUCAGAUGAACAUUGCCCAGUCGGAUUUCUUCAUUAGAGUUUCAUCACUUGGACCUGAAGGUUCCGAUUACUUCUCUGACCCAUUCUACUUCUUAGUCAAACCGAAAGAGACAUUUGACGCCGCUAAAGAAAGAAUUAAAGAGAUUACUAAGAUUCCGGAUGAAGUAUUUAAGACAUUGGCCUUUAAGAUGAAGACUAGAUCUGAUUACGGAACAACAACACUUGAAGAUAGCAUGGAAUUAUGGAAAUUAAUGUCAGCUUAUGAUAGAUUGUUUAUUGUUUUCCCUGGAGCUUCAGAUUUCCCUGUAAAGAGAAGAGCAAUUGUUGUUAACCAGAGUUUGAAGAUUAACCACUAA
Trichomonas vaginalis G3 is the source of this 3285-nucleotide messenger RNA. RefSeq names its product ubiquitinyl hydrolase protein. Gene Ontology annotation, biological process: regulation of protein stability; protein deubiquitination. NCBI's taxonomy places the organism in Eukaryota, Parabasalia, Trichomonadida, Trichomonadidae. Gene Ontology annotation, cellular component: cytosol; nucleus. The record is from RefSeq and is a predicted model, not a curated record. The coding region runs from base 1 to 3285 and encodes 1094 amino acids. The transcript has a single exon. Gene Ontology annotation, molecular function: cysteine-type endopeptidase activity; cysteine-type deubiquitinase activity.